AUCAGAUUUGAUAAAAUAGUAUACAGCUUCUGUACCUAUGAGCUGCAAGCUUAUCAUCGCCUGAUCACUUGAUGCAGCAGCCAGAUCUUCAAUUGCUGUACAAGGCACAAGGCAAACUGCAAUCGAAUUCUGCUAGUUGAGAUAUAGAACCUCUUUCAACUAAUUCUGAUUGUCGCUUUCUCUUGAGAUCACUGGCAAAAUGGUCUGCAUACGAUCAGCAACCAUGGAGGAUCUGUUGGCCAUGCAGAGAUGCAAUUUGCUGUGCUUGCCAGAGAAUUACCAGCUCAAGUACUAUUUCUACCACAUACUCUCUUGGCCGCAGCUGCUCUUUGUUGCUGAGGAAUGCAACGGCAAGAUCGUGGGAUACGUGCUUGCAAAGAUGGAGGAAGAGGCUGCUGAGACACAUGGCCACAUCACAUCUCUUGCUGUCGCUCGGACACACAGGAAGCUGGGAGUGGCAACAAAACUGAUGGAGGCAGCUCACAGGGCGAUGGAGGAAGUUUUUGGCUCAGUGUAUGCAUCGCUGCAUGUACGUGUCAUGAACAAGGGGGCGUUCCACCUGUACACACAGACGCUCGGCUACCAGAUACAUGACAGGGAGCCGCACUACUAUGCGGAUGGGGAGGAUGCGUAUGACAUGCGCAAGUAUCUGAAGCCGUCCAGUGCCUUGGCAGCGGCCAAUGGCACUUCAGGCAAGGCCAAGCAGGAGGAUGGCAAGCAGGCAGGAGGUGGCACCGCGCAGCAGAAAAAGGUCGACGGCGCGCGGCCAAAGAGCGGUGACAAGUCAAGAAAAGCCAAGGUGGAUUAUGACGAGGUGGACUAGGAGUAACAUGACAAACGCUCAGAUCUCCUGCACUCUGUCUACACAGUGCAGACUAUCAUAAGGAGCUCUGCAGUGUGCAAGAGCUUGCUGUCGACCAUUGGCUGCCAUCCGGCUACUUUUCUGAUAAUACCAUUACAGCGUUGCUUCCUUUAAUAUGCCGGCAAGUGCCAGCGGAUCCUAUUUGUCGCACUGAGUCCUCUUUGAGGCUCAUCACCGUGAGGGCAUCUAUUAUUUCUUCAGUAUCCACUUCCUAGAUUGACUACUGAUCCUGAUCCAUCGGUAUGGUGCCUUAUGUAAUCUUUUGGAUGUCUUUGCAGUUCCUUUGCACUCGGUGGCACAGUGAUGUGGCCUUUUCAAUUAGUACAGUGCCAUGCCAGUCAACAAACUCCAUAUGUGUGCUGCAACACAUGCCCAAUCAAGCCUCACAAAGGGGCCAAAUGAAAAUCACGAUCGGCAAUUCUGAGCAAUUGAUGUACACCUUAGACCUGGAAUUCAGCUCACAGCGCUGGCGCUAGGUGGUUCGGGCAGCCUGAAGUCACGGCCAGUGAGGGGGCAGAUGCUGGCUUCCCCAUGCUGGCGAUAGCAUUUGAAGCAGACCAGGACGCCGUUGGGGUAGACAGCAAACAUUUUGGUGGAGAUGCGUGUGUGGCAAGCCCGGCAUGCGCGCUCCUCUGUAGACACCACGCUCCGCUGCAUCAGCUCGGCGCGUUCUGCGGCGACAGAAAGGUGCAGGGAGCGGUGGAGGUUGCGUGUGAUGCUGGCAGAGCGGCGGUUGUGGAUGGCCGUGCGCAGCAUACGCGCAAGCACGUCCACCGCCACCGCUAGCGGCAUGUCUUCUGACAG
This is a messenger RNA of Coccomyxa subellipsoidea C-169, 1666 nucleotides long. Its product is annotated as acyl-CoA N-acyltransferase. Gene Ontology annotation, molecular function: protein N-terminal-serine acetyltransferase activity; protein-N-terminal-glutamate acetyltransferase activity. Gene Ontology annotation, cellular component: NatA complex. Gene Ontology annotation, biological process: N-terminal peptidyl-glutamic acid acetylation. Bases 200 to 823 code for a protein of 207 amino acids. The record is from RefSeq and is a predicted model, not a curated record. The transcript is spliced from 6 exons. Lineage: Eukaryota; Viridiplantae; Chlorophyta; Trebouxiophyceae; Coccomyxaceae.